CACAGAGACAUGUAUAUUACAGGGGCGUAGAAAGGGAAAACACACAGACCGGCAUGAUAUAAAAUGUAGACAGCCAUCGAAGCCGCCUCCGCUUCCAUCUCAGAAGCUAUUGUGGCGCGCAGCUUUGUUGGCUGCUAUGGCGAUGGCCUGAUCGGUCUCGUCGGCAGCCGGAGAUAUGCCCUCACAGAUGAGCUGCUUGGUGUCGGGGGGAAGGCGCCAGACCUCAAAUUGACGGAGGCCGACGAGCCACACGUGCCUUCUGUCUUGUUGGUGAGGGAUGCGAGAGAGGCGGUUGCCAUAGCCGCUGAUCGGGUGAGGGGCGCUUCGAGUAGCUGCUUGGUCUUGGUAUCAUCGAGCUCCCCAGCUGCUGCGGCCGCUGGAUCGAUCUCUUCAUUCUCCACCCGCUUGGCAAGCACUACGGCUGCAGUUGGACAAGAUGGCCGUCUGCAGACACAGACAGGGCAAACAGGCAGAUGAACGGAUAGAGACAUCAAUACGUGUCUCAGGGUGAGAUCUAGAACAUGGUGUUGCCUACACGAUGUCAUCAAUCAGCCGAUCUAUCAGAAUCGCCUGCAACACGCAAAGAACACCUGGUGCUUUUGGUGUCGCUUCCGCGGGAAACAUAAUACCUUUCGGCUGCUCUCUCUCUGUGGUUUUAUCCACACUGGGACCCCCCUCGCCCUGCACCUCUGCUCGAGGUCCGGCUGAGGCAGCGGUGAGCCUCCUCCACCCCUCUCAGUCAGGCCCGCCAUCUGCUGCAUGAGCUGUGUUGGGGGCAGACGGGUGUAGACGGCCUCUGCUGCUGCUGCUGGGUGGUGGCUUGGGGAGGGGAGGGAGGGCCCGGAGGGGGGAAUGGGCGAGGCGUCAGAGGCGGAUGCAGGUGCGAUGGCGGCAAGAGGGGUCGAGUCAUCAUGUGAGGGUCCAGGAUGGGACGGCAUGACGGGGAAUGUGCCCACAAACUGACACACAUCGACAGAAAGAGCACAUGAGAGGUGAUUCCACUGUCUGAAACGAAAGAAUUCUGCCUGCUGUGUUCCGUUGCGCACCUCCCGGUCUUCAUCUUGCUCGUCGGUCCUGAUUGCUGGCGCAGGUGCUGGCACUGGGUGCUGAAUUCCAUUGCGGCUGCGGUGCAUCAUGUGCUGGGCGGCGUCUGCUUUAUUCGGGCCCGCAUUGUCGUCACUUUCGUGGCAUUGAAAGCGCCUGGACGGCUCCUCAGCGUGGUUCUUCAUCUUGUUGCCACUUUGCUUUGUAUAGCCGAAACCAACCAGCACAUACGGUAAAGGUGCGCCCCGGGGACAGCUCAAUGGUGUGGGGGAGGCCCGCAGGGAGGUGUGGGAUGGUGGCCGGUGUGUGUGCAGGCGGCGCUGGCGAGUCUUGGCAGCUGGGGAGGGAGUGUGAGUGCCGUGGCGACUCCUCUCCUGCCGAUGUCGCCUCCUGGCUGGGUGACCCAACCACUCGGUGGAAAGGCGACUGGAGGAAGGAAAUGACCACAUACACACACACGCUCACACAGAGGGAUUCACUCGUCAUCUCCCUCCCUCCCUCCCUCCGUUUGUGUGUGUGCGGUGCGUGCGCCUGGCUGGCUGGCUGGCUGGCUGAAGGUUCGGGCGUACCUCCGUGGGAGUGUCCUUGCAGGCGGGCAUGAGGGACUCCUUCUCCACAAAAG
Molecule: messenger RNA, 1666 nt
Organism: Vitrella brassicaformis
Lineage: Eukaryota; Vitrellaceae
Source: the annotation of a GenBank genome assembly